Messenger RNA from Pseudophryne corroboree (corroboree frog), 2309 nucleotides. It is a transcript of the gene PDLIM3, whose product is annotated as PDZ and LIM domain 3. Gene Ontology annotation, biological process: muscle structure development; heart development; actin cytoskeleton organization. Gene Ontology annotation, cellular component: stress fiber; adherens junction; filamentous actin. Gene Ontology annotation, molecular function: actin binding; muscle alpha-actinin binding. The coding region runs from base 128 to 1219 and encodes 363 amino acids. The transcript has 8 exons. The record is from RefSeq and is a predicted model, not a curated record. NCBI's taxonomy places the organism in Eukaryota, Metazoa, Chordata, Amphibia, Anura, Myobatrachidae.
GAGAAGAUCAUAAGGCAUCGGGGGAUCAGGCUGUUUCAGCUGCUGCUUGCAGAAAGACUUUUAUUCCGGAACUGCAUCUAACAGAUAUCUGCUUUUAUUGUGUUUAUUACAUUACUAAGAGAAAAAAAUGCCACAAAAUGUGGUCCUGCCUGGACCUGCUCCAUGGGGAUUCAGGCUGACUGGGGGUAUAGAUUUUAAUCAGCCCCUACUCAUCUCUAGGAUCACACCGGGAAGUAAAUCUUCUUCCGCUAAUUUGUGCCCAGGUGAUGUGAUCCUUGCUAUUGAUGGAUACAGCACUGAUAACAUGACACAUGCAGAGGCACAGGACAGGAUUAAAGCUGCAACAGACCAGCUCUGCCUGAAGAUUGACAGAGCUGAAACUAGGAUGUGGUCUCCACAAGUAUGUGAAGAUGGCCAAACAAAUCCAUAUAAAAUAAACCUUGAAGCCGAACCACAGGAUUUGGGAUACUUUGAACACAAGCAUAAUAUGAGGCCUAAGCCUUUUAUACUUCCAGGCAGAAGCAGUGGAAGCAGCACCCCUUCGGGCUUUGACCCUGGCAGUGGACGCAGCACCCCUUCUACAGCGAGCACUGUUGGCACUAUAGAUCCCGGUGAGCUGAAAGCAGCCUCUAGAAUUGCACCUAACAUUCCCUUGGAAAUGGAGCUCCCUGGUGUGAAGAUUGUCCACGCUCAGUUCAAUACACCGAUGCAACUAUACUCUGAUGACAAUAUUAUCGAAAGCCUACAGGGGCAGGUUUCCACCAUAUUAGGGGAAAAGCCACAAAUGAGUGAUCCAAUACCAACGUCUGUGCCUCAGUCAGAUGUGUACAGGCUCCUUCAUGAUGACACAGAACAUGAAAAUAAACCGAGGCAGUCUGGCUCAUUCAAGGUGCUACAGGAUAUGGUUGAUGAUGACUCUGACCGCCCUGUAGGCACAAGAAGUGUUAGAGCUCCAGUCUCUAAGCCCAAUGCAGGAGCAGCAGCUGUGCAGAAGGUCCCCCUAUGUGACAGAUGUGGGAAUGGAAUAGUGGGCACUGUGGUGAAGGCUCGGGACAAGUUCCGUCACCCUGAAUGCUUUGUGUGCGCAGACUGCAACUUGAAUCUGAAACAGAAAGGUUACUUCUUUGUGGAGGGACAGCUGUAUUGUGAAGCCCAUGCGAGAGCACGCACGAGACCGCCAGAGGGAUAUGAUGCUGUCACUGUCUAUCCAAAGGCUUAAAUGCAGGCAACAUUAAACAUAAGACUGAAAGAUUUCAUAAAUGACAAAAGGGCUUUACAUAGAUACAAUGGCUUUUAGGGAGCAUAACAUUGAAAGAUUAAUCAGCAAUUUAAAAACUGAAAUUAAUUCACUGACACUUCCUAAAGCAAUUAAGGUUUGAAAACGAAUGGGAUUUUUUAAAGCUUACAGUAUAUCAAAUUAUCUGGCAACAUUCAGCAAGUGCUUUUAUAAAACGUUUUUUUUUCCCCACAGAUUAAAGCUUCAAUUACUGUACAUUUUUUAUGGCACGUAAAACCACGGCACAAUCACAACUAGAAAGAUAAUUUUGUGUAGUACACAUGCAGAAUGUGAUUCUCACAAUCCCAGCCUACUCUGAGAAGUUUUCGCUAAAUAGGGGAAUGUUAGUUACAAAAGAAAAAUGAGACACUGAAGCUUAGUUAUGAACACCAAUGCGCAAAUUGCUACCACCUAGAUUUUUGUAAAUGCAAUUUAUAAUUACUCAGAGUAAAGGGGGAUGUUUUUGUAAGUGCACAGUAACGCAUAGCAACUAGUCAUAUUUCUAAUAUAUAAUUUUCUAAUAAUAAUCUGUUUAUCAUCUUUGUCCAUAAAUGUCAUUUAAAAAAACUAUAAUUUACAUUAUCUUCUACGUCAUAUGCCAACACUUCAGCAUAUAUCUUGCAUUUCAAUUGGUUUAUCAAUGACAAAGUUGCUUGUAGAGCAUACUGCCUUAUAAUGCACUGUAUUUCUUCUCUGGUAUUAGUUCCACAGUCCACUUGUAUCCAUUAACCAAACAGCUGGAAAUAUCUAAAUGUUGACAUAUUUACUGCAAUCUGCAUUUUUCAGUUUAAUAAUAAUUCUGCACAAUGAUAACAAUAGCUGCAUUUUAGCAUGACUCAUAGUACAUGAUACAGAGCCUUUAGACUACAGUCUACUCCAUGCUUGAAAGUUUCUGCUGCUUUGUUAAGCUUUCAAACGUGAAGACUGAUACAUGACAUGUAAUUAUAGUGUUAUAGACUUUUUAGUUACACAGCAGGUAAUAUUGAAUGUGUCUUAUUUUGUUACAUAAUUAAAAAUAAAAUAUUUAAAUAAA